Molecule: messenger RNA, 1696 nt
Organism: Pistacia vera
Lineage: Eukaryota; Viridiplantae; Streptophyta; Magnoliopsida; Sapindales; Anacardiaceae
Product: putative pumilio homolog 19
Exons: 6
Coding region: 1-1437 (478 amino acids)
Biological process (GO): post-transcriptional regulation of gene expression
Cellular component (GO): cytoplasm
Molecular function (GO): mRNA binding
Source: RefSeq, a predicted model, not a curated record
AUGGCUUCUGGUAAUUACCCCGAAGAAAGCCUCUUGCUUUCUCUUAUUAAUCUUUCUCUUUCUGGUCAUGGCUCUUCAACUUCAAGAACCCAUCAACCAAGUCCAAUGCCACCCAUUAUGACUCCUCCCUUUUCACAAAGUAUCUGGGCUGACCACUGUCCCAGCAAUACUGGAGGGGCAAAUCUUCAAUAUAUGCCUUGGAAUCUUCAAGAUGAUACUAUGAGGGUGAAUUUGAAUUCUGGUUUUGGAGUAGGUUCUAUGUCUUUUUGGGGAAAUCAAGAAAACCCCUUUGGGCAGAAUCUGGGCAGUGCAUCCCUGGGAGGGAGAGGUUAUAUGUCGAAUGAUUAUAAUAGUUUGAAUUUGUACAAUAAUGGUAUGGCAAGUCAAGAUUAUGUUGCUAGUCAUCAAGAAAGUCUGAGUAGUAAUGAAGUUAGAGGUAUAAAUGCAGUUUUGGGUUUGGAAGAUUCUGAUAUUAUUUUGCUGAGUAAUGAUCAAUGGAGCUCUGAGUACCUUCAGAAACUACUGUGUUUGAAGGAUUCCAGGAUUGUAAAUAAGAUGAUGGGGGUGGUUUAUAGCUUCCCAAUUUAUCUGAUGACUCACCAAUAUGGACACCAUCUGUUUGUGAAGCUGAUUGAAUCAUGUGAUGAGGAACAGCGUGGACUGAUUACCACGACAAUAACGUCAGAUGACGAGUUGUUUUUGACAGCUUCAGUCAGUAAAUUUGGUUCACUUUGCAUCAAGAGGCUGAUCAAAAAGCUAGUGGGAUCACCCCUCAUUUCGCUGGUGAUUUCUGCUUUACAUCGAAUAUUUAAAGACACAAUGCUUAAUGGAAAAGGAUCUUCUGUUAUUAUAUAUUGUUUAGAGACUCUCAGUGAUCAGCAAAAUGAGUUACUAUAUGUUGCAGCCAUAAAUCACUUUAGAGAUCUAGCCACCCAUGUCGUGGGAUGUAUUUCGUUUAACAAUUUCAUUAAUGACAUGAGAGGUCCACACAGAGCACAACUUCUAGAUUUAAUAUCUUGUCAUGCUGCAUUCCUCUCAAAGGACCCUUCAGGGAACUUUGUUGUGCAGCAUGUCUUAGAACUUAGAGAUCCUAUCUUGACACAAAAGAUAUGCUUUAUCCUUAGAGGCAAGUAUGUGGAACUCUCACUGUUAAAAUAUGGCAGUCAUGUAGUAGAGAAAUGCUUGAAAUCUCCAGGGAUGGCACAUUAUGCAGUUGAAGAUUUUCUGAAGAGCAGAAGCCAACUUUUUCACCUUGCCAGGCAUAAAUAUGGAAACUAUGUGAUCCAAACAGCACUUAAAGUCACAAAGAGUGAAAAUAUUUCCCUCCAUAGGAGACUUCUUCAUGAACUCCGAGAUUAUCAUGAUUUGCAGUUUGGAUACGGAAGGAAACUCUACAACCUGAUUGCUGCUGGAGUACCAGUUGGUGGGAGUGUGUGAUGUACAGUCUUGGAACAAGCCCCAAUCUGUUACCUGUCCUUGUUUAUAUUCAAAAUUAUGAACAUUAUAUGUGUUACCAUAAUAGGGUCCUGUUAUUUGUCUCUGUUUGUUGUUCUAUACUGAAAUGUAUAGGGAUGGCAGUAAUUUACCUACAAGGGUUGCAAUUUAAGUCGGCCAUCUCCAUUGUUCUGAAUGGUAUUUUUGUAGCCUUGUAGAGUCUUUCUUUUUUGUCAGAUGAAGUGGAGUUUAUGUUCAUUCU